UCGAGUAGUUCACGAGAUACAUUUUGCUGUUGUUCGUAUAUUAUAUUUCGUAGCGAUCAAGAGACUAUGGCAGUCAUGUGAGAGAAAGAGCAUCCCAUAAACGUUAAAUCUCGGAUCUCUACAUAGAGCCUCAUCAUCGCAUAUAUAUAUACACACACACACUUUGCUCUACAAUAUUGGAGAGGAAAAGAGAAGAAAAUAGAGGAGAGAAAGAGCAUAAGAAUGAUUUCAAGGGAGCAAAAGAGAGGUUCCUCUCUUCAUGAGAAGUUUCAAUUGCUUCGUACAAUCACCAACUCUCAUGCUGAGAAUGAAACAUCGACCAUAGUGGAUGCAUCCAAAUAUAUUCAGGAACUUAAGCAUAAAGUAGAAAAUAUCAACGAAGAUAUCAUCAUGGCCGAGCAAUCUUCAAGCGAGCAAACCGGUCCAUUUCCCAUGGUUGCAGUGGAAACCCUAGAGAAGGGUUUCUUUAUAAAUGUGUUCUCAGGAAAGAACCAACAGGGUCUGCUCGUCUCUGUGUUAGAAGCCUUUGAGGAUUUGGGACUUAAUGUUCUUGAAGCUAGGGUUUCAUGUACGGACACUUUCAGCUUGCAAGCCAUAGGAGAAGAACAGAAUGACGACCAAGAUCAUAUGGAUGCCGAAGGAGUGAAACGUGUAGUAACUGCAGCGAUCAAGAACUCGAAUUGGAGCACGGUCCAAAGGACUGAAUAAACAAGUUAAAAUUUUCUCGAAGAGAAACGGGUGUUAGAUAUAAUAAAUGGAAAUCAACUGUAUGUUAGUCAUUAAAUAAUUAAAUGUCCUUGCUAAUUUCUUUGGCAAUGCAAAAGUAAAAUGUCGUUUCAUAUUUA
Tarenaya hassleriana is the source of this 845-nucleotide messenger RNA. RefSeq lists its product as uncharacterized. The transcript has 5 exons. Gene Ontology annotation, biological process: regulation of DNA-templated transcription. Lineage: Eukaryota; Viridiplantae; Streptophyta; Magnoliopsida; Brassicales; Cleomaceae. The record is from RefSeq and is a predicted model, not a curated record. Gene Ontology annotation, molecular function: protein dimerization activity; DNA-binding transcription factor activity; sequence-specific DNA binding. The coding region runs from base 223 to 708 and encodes 161 amino acids. Gene Ontology annotation, cellular component: nucleus.